This is a messenger RNA of Erythranthe guttata (spotted monkey flower), 610 nucleotides long. NCBI's taxonomy places the organism in Eukaryota, Viridiplantae, Streptophyta, Magnoliopsida, Lamiales, Phrymaceae. The record is from RefSeq and is a predicted model, not a curated record.
AUCUAAUGCCGUUCUUAUCUGUUAAUACUGUUGGGCCCCAUUGCUUACGCACUACCACUACUAGAAUCCGGUUCUCUCUCUCUCUCUCUCUCUCUCUUAACAUUUCUUGAUCAUAUUCAAUUAUUCACAGGAAGAGAGAGAAAACUUGAUCAGCAAAUAAAUGGCAGAGCCGAAGCUUUUCGAACUCAACAAUGGCACCAUCCAACUCAAACUCUCCAAUUUCGGAUGCACCAUCACUUCCUUACUUAUACCAGACAAACAUGGAAAAUUGGCGGAUGUGGUUCUUGGAUUCGACACACUCGACCCAUAUCUGAAAGGCGAUGCUCCAUAUUUUGGGUGCGUAGUGGGUCGGGUCGCGAACCGGGUCAAAGAUGGGAAGUUUUCACUCGAUGGAGUUCACUACUCUUUGCCUAUCAACAACCCACCUAAUAGUCUCCAUGAGUUGGCCACUCGAGCACAUGAUAUGGAGUUGAGCAUACUUGCAAAUCAAAUUGAAGAACCACCAUUCCAAAAGCCGUACCAGCUCAAUGAAGAACAUAUUGAAGAAGAACAAGAAGAUCAUGAGGAUGGGGGUAAGUCUUUUGAAGAAACAACAUCCUAUGCAAUGUGA